Molecule: messenger RNA, 624 nt
Organism: Aspergillus calidoustus
Lineage: Eukaryota; Fungi; Ascomycota; Eurotiomycetes; Eurotiales; Aspergillaceae
Source: the annotation of a GenBank genome assembly
AUGGCCGCAAUUUCCAGAGCUUGUCGCAUCCGAAAUCCAGCAGUCUUUGUCUGCGAUAUCCAAGAGAAAUUCACCAAAGCAAUCUUCGAAUUCCCCAGAUUAGUAACAACAACAACCAAAAUCCUCCGCGCAAGCAACACCCUCAACAUCCCCAUCUACAUCACAACACAAAACCGCUCCAAACUCGGCUCCACAAUCCCCGAACUGCAACAACACCUGACCGGCCCCAAUGUCCGCGCCGACAUCGACAAGACCCUCUUCUCCAUGAUAACGCCCGAAAUCGACGCUUUGCUCCCCGUACCGGCCAAGGGCGAGAAACCCAUCGAUGCGGUGAUUGUCGGGCUCGAGACACAUAUCUGCGUUACGCAGACGACGCUGGAUCUCCUGGAGCGAGGGCAUAGGGUUUAUGUGCUUGUUGAUGGGGUUAGUAGUAUUAAUGCGGAGGAGAGGGGGAUUGCGUUGGCGCGGUUGAGGGAUGCGGGGGCGAUUGUGACGACCAGUGAAAGUAUUUUGUUUGAGAUUUUGGGGGAUGCGGGGCGUGAGGAGUUUAAGGCGAUUACGGGACUGGUUAAAGAGACUAAGGAGGAGACCAAGGAAGCGUUGGAGAAGCUUUCGAAGAUCUAG